AUGGAAAAGAUUAUCUUCUACGAGGACAGAAACUUCCAGGGUCGAUAUCAUGAGAGCAGCAAUGACUUCAGCGAUCUGCACACAUACGUCAGCCGCUGCAACUCCAUCAAAGUCCUGGGAGGAUUCUGGGUGGUGUAUGAGAAACCAAACUUCAUGGGCCACCAGUAUGUGCUGAGCCCAGGGGAGUAUCCGGAACACCAGUACUGGCUGGGCAUCAACGAUGCAGUCAGGUCUUGUCGAGUGCUUAGGCAUGUGGGGAAUGAAUGGAGGAUGAAGAUUUGGGAGAAGCCAAACUUCGAGGGCGAGUCUGUGGAGCUCUCAGACAACAUGCCCACCUUUAGUGAGCGAUGGCAGAGCCGCGAUGUUCAGUCAUGCAAAGUGUUUGAGGGGGCUUGGAUUUUCUAUGAGCAGCCCCACUACAGGGGGCGCCAGUACCUACUGGAGAAGGGAGAAUACAGACGGUACUCUGAGUGGGGGGGCAGGCAGCCCAAUGUGGGCUCUGUGCGGCGGGUGAAGAGCUAA
This is a messenger RNA of Cyprinodon variegatus (sheepshead minnow), 522 nucleotides long. RefSeq names its product beta-crystallin S-1-like. The record is from RefSeq and is a predicted model, not a curated record. The transcript is spliced from 3 exons. Gene Ontology annotation, biological process: visual perception; lens development in camera-type eye. The coding region runs from base 1 to 522 and encodes 173 amino acids. NCBI's taxonomy places the organism in Eukaryota, Metazoa, Chordata, Actinopteri, Cyprinodontiformes, Cyprinodontidae. Gene Ontology annotation, molecular function: structural constituent of eye lens.